This is a messenger RNA of Fusarium keratoplasticum, 828 nucleotides long. Its product is annotated as Glyoxalase-like-dom domain-containing protein. The record is from RefSeq and is a predicted model, not a curated record. NCBI's taxonomy places the organism in Eukaryota, Fungi, Ascomycota, Sordariomycetes, Hypocreales, Nectriaceae. The coding region runs from base 1 to 828 and encodes 275 amino acids. The transcript has a single exon.
AUGGCAGACAACAUUUCUGUGCGGCCAAUUCUCGACCACAUCGUCAUCCUGAUCUCCUACGAAACCUUGCAAGAGUUGCCAAAGCGCCUUGAAGGUGCUCUUACAGUCAUCGAUGGUGGCACCCAUGCUGAUGGACGGACACUCAACAAGCUCAUUCUAUUCUCCGAUGGCGUGUAUAUCGAACUCAUCGCAUUUCAACAAAACUUGGACCCGGAGAGGCGGAAGUCUCACCGAUGGGGAGAAUUGGAAGAGGGUACCGUCAUUGACUGGGCACACACUCUCCCCGACGAGAAGGAUUUUGUUGUGAUCCAGAAACGGGUUAAGGAUGCCACCUCCGGAGCCACUUAUAGGGACCCGGUUGCGGGCGGGCGUAUUCGCCCUGAUGGAGUUGAGCUGAAGUGGUCAGUUGCAUCAGCUGAAGACGUCUCUGGAAACCCUCUCCAUCCCGGAACUGCUCCUUUCUGGUGUCUGGACCGAACACCUCGACAUCUGAGGGUUCCAUACCAAGGCGAUCAAGGUGCUUCCUCUACGAAGCAUCCGUCAGGGGCGCUUGGAGUUUCACAAGUCUCUGUCACGGUCUCUGAGUCGGAGCUGGAUCUUAUCGCCGGCGUCUACGAUGGAAUUCAUGGGCCUGCUUCAGACACUGGCGCUGAUGGGAAAGCGUGGUCUUAUGUUGUGCACUCUGGUUCUACUCAAGGGAAGCAUCAACUAUCGCUGGGCAAGAGUCAAGAUCAGAAGCGGCAUAUUCAUAUCACACUUCUUGGAGAGAAGAACAGCCCUAGCACUAUUGAGGUUUUGCCUGGGUUGACUUUCGGGGUUGAGUCCUAG